GAGAAAGAAUACCACGGCUUGUCUUCAAAUACGAAUUGUAUUCUAGAUCACACUUGACUUCUAACUGAAUAAAUAUCAAUUAUUGAUAGUACUACAUAGGCUGGCAGUAAAUUGUAGAACAAACGGUUUUGGAUCACCAGUAUUAGAAGAGAUAUAAACGAUACUCUUCCUUAUUUUGGGUCUUUCAGAUAAUUAUCUUAUCAGUUAUUCUUUGCUGGAUCCAAAAUAUUAAUCCUAAUAAUAACUUGAUGAUUAUCAAGAUAAACUCUGUUCGUCAUAUUUUCACUAUUUCCCGGCUGGUCACCGGGGUCCCAUAGGGACAACACUACCGCGCGAAACAUCGAAAGAUGACCUGCGCACUCCGAUGCCCUUGACGGGUCGGGGCAUGGCUACCUCCUCUACGCUUACUGGUGGAACGGUAUGGUUGCGAGCUGUCUGGCGCCGCUUUCCUUCGCAGGGAACUCGCUCCUGUCGGAGGACUGCGAGGCGAUGCCCUUCCCCCCCUCCCUAACCGGGAGGGUCUCCACUGGAGCAACGCCUUGGCAAGGGGCUCCCGCGGGGCAGGCGUGGCGGUCUCGUCCAGCGACGACCUCUUCGGGGACGGUCGGGUCCUGGUGGCGUCUAGGUUUUCCGGCCCUUUGGUGGUGCUCCGCUGGCGCCUUGCCUUCGCUGCUUUGGCUCUUCUUUUUGGCGGUUUUACCUCUCUGCUAUUUCUUCGGGACUGUGGGUUGUGGUCAGUGAUGCAUUGGCUUUUCGGAAACAAUACGAGCGAGCGGCGGCACUGUGCAGGAGUGCCGCCGCUUCCUUCCCGCGCACCUGGUAAGUGCUGGCCUGCUGCUGUCGUUGAGCUCUCGCUCCAUACUACGACGCGGCUCGCCGCGGGGAGGUCCGGCGCUUUGGGGCUGCCUUGGCGCGGCGCGCCGGCUUCCGACUAAAUGCCCCCGACGAUGCUUCCCUGCUGUCUUCACCGCUGCACCUGCUUACCCUUUUUCGGUGUUGGUUCGAGGUCUCAGGCUUCUUCUUACUUACCAUGACGGCACCGGCAAACGCACCCGGACCGCGGCGCCUCUUGUUAGGACUCUCCUGCAUUUGCCUAGCGCGUCGCUGUGCUUCAGAUUCCGCCCACCGGGCCGUCUGUAGGUCUGUGGAUAACCGUCUAUCCUUCUCCUAAUAAUAACAAUAAUAAUAUUUUCACUAUUUGGUUGUGCUACGCACAAGUGAGUACAACAGUACCAUUCACCAAGUUUUGAGAAGUCACCGUCUACUCGAAGAUCUUCUAAAGGAAACGAAGGACACUCCGAAGAUCACCGUUUCUGAGCAAGAGCAUCGGUUCAACGUCUCGCAGCAACAUACAAACUAAAGCAUUUAGUAGUACAAGUACAACUUCAACUAGUACAACGGCGCAUCAUCAUUGAACAAACCGCAACAGCACUUCUCGAAGAUCACCGCAGCACGAGAAGAAGGCAUAGGGAGUAAAGGGGAACAAAUAAAGCGAGACAAAAUGAGAGGCAUUCGUCUUGUGGGAAUCCGGCGCGGCGACUUCGUCGUUUACGGCUUGACAGUAUGGACAUACUGCAAAUACAUGCUGGAUAAGAAUACCCGCCUAUGAAAAUAUAUUACUAUAUAAGCUGAUAAUGAUUAUGAUAGGUGGAGCUCUGACGUCAUGCAUCUUCAGAUGACAGCGCGAUACUUUGAAGGUCGCGACUCUUUAGAGCGAUAUCUUGUCCUGCUAAGUAUGUGAACAUAUUCGCAGGAGUACGGGCGGCCUGGUGAAGAACGACGCUGUAACUCUAAGUCUAAAAGUGCCUAUAUAUGAAUAUAUAUGAAAGCUUCAGCUUCUAAUGCGUAAACGCUGACGCCAACCGACACGAGAUCAACUUGAUGCAGCAAUGCAUCGAGUCUUUUUACACGGAUAUGGUCUUUUAUGGUAGUGGUUGUUUGAUGCAUAAAAUUUGAUUGGUGUUACUCCAAACCUUUCUGUACGAAGAAGAAGAAGCGCUACUACAUGCUUGAGCAUGCGUCUACUUCUUGACAGCACUCGACGUAGUAGCACCUCCUGCACUCCAGGGAUGGGACGACGGUUUUGGAUAACAGAGCAGUUUAUAGCACGCAUGGAGUAGCAUGGAGCGCAGAGCCAUAAGGGACGCAAGAAGCGCCCCCCUUAGCUCCAUGCAGCUCCAUGCGAUCCAUGCACUCCAUGCCAUGCGAGCGGGCAAACCUUAUAAAUUACUCUGGGUGAAUAAGACCACUACCAUUAUAGUCAUAUAUUACUUCGUCAUAAACCACUUAACUUUUAUCUACUUCCCGAACGAACUGCUAUGUAAUGUUGUCCUUUCUUCAUGCUAUUCCUGAAGCCCAAAUGGUCUUUGCGCGACUGAAAGACUUGGGCCUGGGCCUACACAUCCUGGCAGUCUCCCUCGACUUCUACAAAAUGCAGCCAGCCUAUGUCGUCACAACCGACGAAAGCGGCAGAACGAGCAUCCUCCUCAAGAGGGGCUUUCCAGGUACUACCUAGUACUACUUCAAUCUAGAAGUCCUUAAGACGACAUCGCCCUCGAGCUUGCUCAAUACAGUCGAAGGCCAUUUUCUAUCUAGAUUCGUUUUCGAGUAGACAAACUCCAAAACGCUUCUCUUCCAAAUUUUGUUCGUGAUAAAUUGCAACAAAAGGAAAAGCGCUUUGACAUCUCAGGGUUUAAAGGGUGGAUCAAUCCGUGCGACGGAGUGGACCGGUAUCCAGUGGCCAUGUGGGAAGACUUUGGCAAGUAUCUGGAUGGCCUAAAAACCGAAUCCCCGAGCAACAACACGAGCCCGCUCGUAUUCACUUUCCAGCGAGGACGCUACGGCACGGCUAAAGCGCUGUAAUCUUUUUUUAGAACACUUGGGUGACUUUCUUGCUUGCUGAGAUGAGCUUGGCAUACUAGUAAGAGACUGCCAUAGAAGCGUAAUACUAAAGUAAAAGCAAGACCUUGGUCGAGAACUGCUAUGCUGUAUAUUUUGCCCCCACGCACUUCUACAGGGCGUUAUCAUUGCUAAGAAUUUUCUGUCACCCAUCAUCUUAUCGCAUCGUCAUCCCUUUCAGGUAUGAGCGUCAGUUGCCAUUUUUUGAAGGAUAUGCCUUGGGAGAGAUUAUCCACAUAGUGGAGCUGGGUAUCAAAAAGGGGCUGCUCCGCUACGCUGAAGAUGGCCUCUUGAUUCCUGCCAGUGGUACUUUGUUGGCUUCUCUAAAGCACACGAAGAAGUGCAAAGGAUAGAAAGGAAGUUGCAUAACUCUACACUACACUACUAAGUAGACUACACUACACUACUAAGUAGACUACACUACACUACACUACACUACUAAGUAGACUAGUAGACUACUGUACACCUCUAGACUAGGCACAAUCAUCGCCAUCAUCUACUUCUUUAGCUCUAGCUGAGCUCUAGUUGUUAUAGUCAUCCGCAUCUGUAGUUGCUCUUCUGCUCUCCUUGUGAUGUGUCAAGUAGAAAUGCGUUUGCUUCCAUUCCUAUAAUAAAAUAAAUUGUAUUGUCAUGCUACAACUCUUUCAUCCUCCUAAAAAAUCUGAAUCAAUUUUGACAGCUCGUCGCGGCGUUCCGAAUGACCGGCGAGACCAUGUGAAGACUACGGAUGAGCUAAAGCAGAUUUUUGCGGGCUUGUUCCGGUACUAGUACUUACAUGUAGUAUAGUUUCGUGAUUUCUCAAACUGAAAGAUGAACUCCAACCCUCUUGUUAGUUUUUCCCAUCCUACCUCGACUUCUACCUCUUCUUCAGAAAAUACCCGAACGGUUUCAACCUGUCGACGCUGAAGAAUAAGUUCAAAGCGCACUUUCAAAAACGGCUAUGUGAAACGGCUGUAGGCGAUAUGAAGUUGCUCACUUUGGUCACGUCGCCCCUUCUUGGUGACGUUGUCAACGUCGUCAGUUAUGGGACGGCUUGUCUUGCUUGUUGUGAAGAUUAGAAGAAGACGAAAUCUCCAAUCAAGACCCUAAAAAUCUUGGCUGGAAGGGGAGUCCAGUGAAGAUUACAACUAGAUGCCAUCAACAGUCCCUAUACCUCUGCGUCUUCUUCUAAUCUUGACUGGAAGGGGAUUCCGGUUACUUCUGCAAGCCGACGGAUGCUCUGGUGCUCCAACUGAUUGCAGAGCAACAGAUUGAGACCAGUCACAGUCAGCAAGGUUACGAUUAUUAUACUUGUUGUGCAGCUUGCAGAAUGCUUCAGCUUCCCUGACCCGAAAUGUAAGUAAGGGAUAUGGAAGGAGGUAACAACAAGGCGGAAGAUGAAGCAUCUAGGUUUACAGUCUUGUAUGAUUUGUUCACUUCGGAUGCAUCUUUACAUCUUUUUACCUUCCCUUUCUAAUAUCAUCAACACGGAAGCCAAAGUCAAGGAGGUAACACGAGUGCAGCUGUCGCAACCAACAACAACAGCAAUCGUUGUGGUCAAACUUCUGGACGAGCUAACACGGGAACAAAUUCAGUGAGGUUUUGUGUUCAUUACAGCAUAUAAUUCUUGUUGACCGCUCUGCUCGAUUAGUAUAUCCCAUCAAGUACAAGUUGAAGUUCUAGAUCUCUAGUAUUAUCAACUACAACAUGCUCAUGAUCAUGAUGUGACGUAUUAUACAUAGUAGAAAUCUUCAGCACAUCCAAUCAUUUCCCAUGAUCCCUCCCUGUCGACUUUCUCAGAUCUCCCGUCAACGCAGACGUACUUGGUAAGCGUCAGGGAUAUGCAGACGAAUCUGAAUAAACGGUGGGACGAAAAACGACGAUAUAAUACCUUUAAAGAUACCAAGAAAAGGAUGAAGACGAAAAGGUGGAAUGAAUACAAACGGUGCUCGUGAAAAUAGUAGCUUCAGCAUUCUCCAAGUAGUCAGAUUUACUAAGUGAGAGCACGUUUUAUACGGUGGAAAGUCAGGCGCAUCAGGCUACUCUCUGUUACUCGUAUACAAAUUUGUAAUCGUUGUAUUAGACAGCAAUACUAAUUAAGAUCGAACUAAGAUAGACUCCAAAACAGGUAGUCCUGGUGUAAGUGUAAACAAAGGUGUUACUUGCUCAAGUAGGAAUUAGAUUCUGUGCCUGCGUUUUUAUGAAGAUUUAUUAACUUCUGGCUCUUCGUAGGAAGUCUUAAGAUAGAAGUCGCCAGGGAAAUCUUAGGCAGUUUGCCGAAUAGAUUCACCCACAUCAUCAAUCUCAGCCUCUUAAUACUCCAGUCACUCUUAGAAUGAUUGAGCGAUCUCCUCGUUGAUAAAUCAAGCUACGGAUCUUAGCAUCAACCUCUACCUUGAUUGAGGUUGUUCCUCUUCAAAAAUAGUAGCUCUCCUUCUUUACAUGGAAAGCCAGGACACUCGAAACGUAGUGUGUGCUUCAUUUGCGGUGCAUAGGAACGUGAUUAAGGUGGUAUGACUAUCAACCUUCAGGACGUUUUCUUCCCUGGCAGCUUGUGAUGCCUCGCUCACCAUCAAGUGGCCCGAGUACAUGUACCUAAGUAGACAACUCGGACAACUUAACGUUUGAUUUUCCGAAGUAGACAGAAAUAUAUAUAAAUAUAUAAAGAAUAAACUUACUCAGUCACUUAAAAUAAAAACUAAAUAACUUUAAUAAGUCAAAAUGAAGCGUUGCUUUAUGUAAUAGAAAUAGAGUUUUUUCGUUUCUCUUCUUGCUGUUCUAUGCAUCCUAAUUAAGUGGCGAGUUCACACCUCAUGCUAGGUAAAUGAAUGAAUGAACGAAGGCCGUUGUAUUAGAUAGAAAACGCAAAGGUCGUCAUAUACAUAUCAAACAUUAUUUUCCGAAGGCGUGCGUGUUUUUCCAAGCCAUACCAUUUUCCAAAGACCGUCUUUCUUUCCACGGCCAUACUUUCCUUCUACGGCUGCGCUAAUCCGCUCGAGUAUGCAGGUAAAGCUGUGGGCGGCGGACUGAAUGUUAAUCCUAAUCCUAAACUCGGAGCGUUUUUUGCAAAGACCUAACGACAUAGCCUGCGACUUGUAUAUAUACACGGAAUCGAGAUGAAGCUUGAUAUUGAUACGCAUGACAUCAAUAUUACUUCAAGGGUUGCAAUUCGGCCGCAUAUCGAUAGGUCUGCUUUAGCAGGUUUAGGCUAGCGCUCAAGCGGCCGAUAGGACUUUAACUUAUAAGCUCGUGCAUAUAUUUUUUCCGCUAAUGGUCCUUUUCUACGCAUGAGGUCACAAGGCGUUCCUGGCGUUCUUCAUUAUCUACUUCCACGAAGCUCCAGCUUUCUUGUAACAAACUACCUACAGACGCCGAUAAUUACCCAAAGGGUACCUUUUCCCUCUAUGUCCCUAGAUACAAGUCGCGUACAACUCCUGAUGGAUGAAAGUUGGUAUUGCAACUUUAUCUCGCCAGACAAAUUUUCACUCUGUUUCUAGAACGAGGAUCAAACGAGAAGAUGGGAAUAGGGGGAUGAAUAUUGAUCGAACGAACAAGAUCAACGUCAGUAUAUUAGCUAAGUACUUCCUCCUAAUACAGUAUUAAAAUUAUUUAUUAACUAAUACAGUUGUAUCUAUAUCAUUAUCAACUACUUCCUAAUACAGUAUGCUAACCACUUCCUAGUGAUAUUAGGAGUUAGUAGUGCCAGUAUCGAAGAAUAAAUUUCCGAUCGCAAUUUUUUUCGGGCGAUCCAAGAACUCAUCUGAAGUACAGAUAGCUUCUAGGCGAGCAAAUAGGAGCUGCCUAUGGAAGUAGACGAUGUUGCACCUGUGUCACUGACGACUGUAGUACAGUCGCGUGACCAGAAACAGUAACAGAAAAAACUACUAGAAGAAUAAUGAAAAGAUAAAGAAGAAGUCUAAGGUGGAGUCCUGAUCUCGAUAUUCUACUGAGUUAGUUAACUUGUUAUGAAGAAUCUUUCGCAUGAAGAACUAUGCCGCGAUGUUGUGCAAACAGUAACUUCGUACUAAGAGCUCCUCUUCCAUUGUUGCUAGGCUCUUCAGUAGCCGUCGAAGUCUGCCACAUCAGAUGGUGGAUCCCAAGCUAACCUAACCUAACCUAACGAAGUUCGUUUCGGUCGUCGUUAUUGGAAAAGACCUUUUCUACUACCAAAUUAUAAUGUGAAUUAUACUCUGAGGAGGUGACGUCAGACUUAGAGUCUUUGACUGUUCUUAUUAUUUUUUGGGAACCCAGCAGAUUUCAAGAAUCAGGCGAAAGGAAAGCAACAACAAUCAAUAUGCUAUUAUAUUCAUUGUUCUUGCCGUCCCCCCCUGCUACGACGAAGGGCCGUGGAUUCGGCUUCACUCGUGCAGGCAGGACUGCUGUGACGUGGCGUUUAGCCCAGACGAAGGGUAGCUACGCGGAAAAUAUGUAGGCAGGUUCUUCACGGAACUCGCUCGCGAUACAAAAUGGUAGCCGCCGCCGCCCAUUGAAUUGAGUUGCAUUUCUAAUGGAGUGCGCCACUCAUUUUCAUGAUCGCAAAAUCGUUCGUCGCUUAAGCUAAAGCUACCCUUUCACCAAUAUCGAUUUUUCGAAAAAAUCAUCCUAAAAAUCUUUCUCCGUUCGCAUUCCAAGGCUACCCCAACUGGGUUCUUUCAGCUAGUCGACAACCUCUUUAUAUUUUUAGUUUGUUCGUCAUCUUAAACUUAACUAUAGACGUCAGUGGUCGUAAAAACGCCUAUCACUCUUCCAUCAUUUAUACUUGCUGAAGGGAAGCGGGUGACCACAUUGGGUGCAUCGCUUAAAGUUCAAAAACAUGCUGGUUCGACUUACACGAAGCUCAACCCAGUUCUUUCUGUGCUUGAAAAAGACGCUUCAACGCUUUGUGAAAGCAAAGGAUAGCGAUAGAGCUUCAGAGAAAAUUAUCCCAAAUCACAAUGGCCUUGUUGUAGUUGUUUUUUUACUUAUAGCAACGCAACUGCUUUUAGAUGAGAAAAUAACAAAG
Messenger RNA from Amoebophrya sp. A25, 7879 nucleotides. The record is from the annotation of a GenBank genome assembly. NCBI's taxonomy places the organism in Eukaryota, Dinophyceae, Syndiniales, Amoebophryaceae.